Molecule: messenger RNA, 4645 nt
Organism: Grus americana (Whooping crane)
Lineage: Eukaryota; Metazoa; Chordata; Aves; Gruiformes; Gruidae
Gene: ITGA10
Product: integrin subunit alpha 10
Exons: 30
Coding region: 100-3579 (1159 amino acids)
Biological process (GO): integrin-mediated signaling pathway; cell-matrix adhesion; cell-cell adhesion
Cellular component (GO): external side of plasma membrane; integrin complex
Molecular function (GO): integrin binding
Source: RefSeq, a predicted model, not a curated record
AUUUAAAAAAAAAAAAAAAGAGAGGAAAAAAAAAAAUAUAUAUAUAUAUAUCCCGUACGGAGACAGAGUAACCUUUGAGCCGGCGGCUCCGGCGGGACGAUGGAGGGUGGUGGGUGCUGGUGGCUUCUCGCGGUGCUGGUCCUGUUCCCAGGGCUGUGCGUGGGGUUCAACGUCGACGUGAGCCGCCCACGGCUCUUCCACGGCCCGGCCGAAGCCCAGUUUGGCUACAAGGUGCUGCAGCGGGCGGACGGCGGGGAGAGGUGGCUGCUGGUGGGGGCCCCUUGGGACGGCGACCGCCAAGGCGACGUCUACAAGUGCCGCGUGGGACCCCCCAACGCCACGUGCGCCAAAGCCAACCUCGGGGCCGCAGCCCCGUGGCUCUCCCCGCUCCCCGGCGCGCACUUCGGGAUGAGCCUCCUGGACGCCAAGGACGGCGGCUUCGUGGCUUGCGCCCCGCUUUGGUCCCAGGCGUGCGGCACCUCCGUCUUCAGCACCGGCAUCUGCGCCCGGCUGGACGGCGACCUCCGGCCGGUGGGGACCAUCGCGCCCACGGCACAGCGCUGCUCCACCUACAUGGACAUCGUCAUCGUCCUCGACGGCUCCAACAGCAUCUACCCCUGGUACGAGGUGCAGAACUUCCUCAGCAACGUCCUCAGCAAGUUCUUCAUCGGCCCGGGGCAGAUCCAGGUGGGGGUGCUGCAGUACGGGGAGCGGGCGGUGCACGAGUGGGUGCUGGGGCGGUACCGGACGGCGCAGGAGGUGGUGGAGGCGGCCAAGAACAUCAGCCGGCAGGAGGGGCGGGAGACGCGCACGGCCUUCGCCAUCCGCCGGGCGUGCACGGAAGCCUUCAGCCCCGAGCGGGGCGGGCGAGCGGAUGCCACCCGGCUGAUGAUCGUGGUGACGGACGGGGAGUCCCACGACGGCGAGGAGCUGCCCGAGGCGCUGGCGGAGUGCGAGAAGCGCAACGUCACCCGCUACGCCAUCGCGGUGCUGGGGCACUACCUCCGCCGGCAGCAGGACCCCGAGGAUUUCAUCCGCGAGAUCAAGUACAUCGCCAGCGACCCGGAUGAGAAAUACUUCUUCAACGUCACCGACGAGGCCGCCCUCAACGACAUCGUGGACGCCUUGGGCGACCGCAUCUUCAGCCUGGAAGGCACCCACGGGUACAACGAGAGCUCCUUCGAGCUGGAGAUGUCCCAGAUCGGCUUCUCCAUCCACCUCCUGGAGGACGGGAUCCUCUUCGGCACGGUGGGAGCCUACGACUGGGACGGGGCCGUGCUGGAGGAGAGCCGGCGCGGCCGCAUCGUCCCGCCACGGAAAGCCUUCGAGGAGGAGUUCCCGCUGGAGCUGAAGAACCACGCGGCUUAUUUGGGUUAUGCCGUGUCCUCGCUGCGGCUGCCGGGGGGGCAGCGCCUGUACGUGGCCGGGGCCCCUCGCUUCCAGCACAAGGGCAAGGUCAUCCUCUUCGAGCUGGGCACCGCGGGGACCGUGACGGUGGCCCAGGCGCUGACCGGGGAGCAGAUCGGCUCCUACUUCGGCAGCGAGGUGUGUGCCCUGGACGUGGACGGUGACGCGGUGACCGACGUGCUGCUGGUGGCCGCUCCCAUGUACCUGGGUGCCCAGAGCAGGGAGACGGGGCGGGUGUACCUCUACAGAGUGGGGCAGCGGCUCCUGGCCCCCGCCGGCACCCUGCACGCCGACAAGAAGCCGCAGGACUCCCGGUUCGGCUACGCCUUGGCCGCCGUGCCGGAUCUCAACCACGACGGCUUCAAUGACGUGGUGGUGGGGGCUCCGCUGGAGGACGGGCACCGCGGCGCUCUCUACGUCUACCACGGCGCCCCGGGCACCCUCCUGCCCCAUUACAAGCAGCGCAUCGAGGCAGCGGCGCUGAGCCCAACCCUCAGCUAUUUCGGCCGCAGCGUGGACGGGCAGCUCGACCUGGACGGGGACGGGCUGGUGGACUUGGCUGUGGGGGCGCAGGGGGCGGCCGUGCUGCUGCGCUCCCGCCAGAUCGUCCAGGUGGACACCUCGCUGACGGUGGAGCCCCCGGCCAUCAGCGUCAUCCAGAAGAGCUGCCAACGCGGCGGCACCGGCGCCAUCUGCCUCCGGGCCAGGAUCUGCUUCCGCGCCACCACCCGCGCCCGUGGUCGGCGGGACAGGGACAUCGAGCUCCGGUACAACGUGUCGCUGGAGGAGGGGGCACCGGCAGCCCGGGCUGCCUUCGACUCGGGCGCCCGGCGGCUGCUGCGGCGGCACCUCGAGGUCUCGCUGGGGCGGCAGAGCUGCCUCCGCGUCCCCUUCCACGUCCUGGACACCACGGACUAUCUGCGACCCCUCAGCUUCACGGUGACGUUGGCCAUGGCCAAACCCACUGGGCCGGUGCUGGAUGAGACGUCCCCCACCACCAUCCAGAAACUGAUCCCCUUCUUCAAGGACUGCGGGGAGGAUGACGAGUGCGUCACCGACCUGGUGCUCAGGGCCACCAUGGACAUGGGGGGCUCCAGGCAGAGCCCCCACGUCCUGCGCAAGGGCAGGAGGAAGCUGAUGGUGGACGUGGUCCUGGAGAACAAGGAGGAGAACGCCUACAACGCCAGCCUGCUGCUCCGCUUCUCCAGCAACCUCCACUUCUCCAGCCUCACGCUCCAGGACACCAGCCCGGUGAAGCUGGAGUGCACGGCGCUGGCCGGUCACCGCCGGCUCUGCAGCGUUGGCUACCCCGUCUUCCGUUCACUGGCCAAGGUCUCCUUCACCCUGGAGCUGGAGUUCAGCUGCUCCGUCCUCCUCGACCGAGCCGAGGUGGCCCUGGAGGCCAGCAGCGACAGCACCGAGAUGACGCCGGAGGACAACGCGGUCCGGCUUUCCACCCCCAUCCGCUACAAGCCCGACCUCUUCCUCUCCAGCGAUGCCACCCUGCGCCGCUACGAGGUUCACCCGCUCGGCACCUUCCCCCACGGCCCCGGCCCUGAGUUCAAGACCACGGUGAAGGUGCAGAAUUUUGGGUGCUACCCCGUCCGAAACCUCACCCUCCGCAUGGCCCUGCCAGCGCUGGGCUACCGCCGCGCCACCUUCCUCUCCGUCACACGCGUCCUGGCCGACAACGCUACCUGCGUGCUGCAGACCCCCUCGGAGGAGCCGUGGGGCACGGCCACGGUGGUCCCCGUGCACCCCGAAGACCUCCUGCACGUGGACAGGCUGGACUGCGGCAACGCCUGGUGCCAGGAGCUGAGCUGCCGGCUGGGGCGGCUGGACCGCGGCGGGGAGGUCUCCAUCCACAUCCUCCGCACCGUCCACAACGAUUUCUUCCGUGGGGCGAAAUUCAGGAGCGUGAGAGUCGUCAGCACGGCCUGGCUGGGGGUCCCGGCGAGCAGCAUCCUGGUCCUGGAGGAAGGGGCACAUCAGAGGGAGACGGUGCUUGAAAUCAUCCAGGGGAAGCGGGUGCCCGUCUCCCUCUGGAUCCUGGUGGGCAGCAUCCUGGGGGGGCUGCUGCUCCUGGCGCUGAUCAUCUUCUGCCUGUGGAAGCUGGGCUUCUUCACCCGCAAGAAGCUCCCCGAGGAAGAGGAGGAGAAGGAGGAGCAGUGAGGGCGGGCGGUGGCCCCUCGAGCCCAGCACCGUCAGGAAGGGACGGACGCGUCCCUUCCCCAUCCUUGGGGACAACCAGGGGCUCGGGACUCUGCCACCCCCCUACCCCCCCCGCCUCGGCUCCAUCCUUGCGGAGAUUGUGCUGGCACACGGAUGCAGCCAGGUGAGGUCGGGAGGGGGGGGGGUGUCUGGCAUCGGGGCGAAGGAGCCCCCCCCCCCCCCCCAAGGUUUGACCCGAAGGACUUGGGGGUGAUUGUGGAGGUGGGGAAAAGUGGGAACCAACCGGGCUGAAACAAGCAGCUCCACCAAUAAAGCUCAGCCCCCCCUCCCCGGAGCCGCUCGAGCGUGUGGUACCCGCCGCCGUGCUCUGCCCGCAUCCCUGCCGCCACCCGGGGCUGGGGAUGCUCCAGGACCCAAAACGCUUCCCCCUCCCUGGAAAAAACCCCCACCGAAACGCUCCGGAGCGACACCAGGGAGAGCCAGGAAAUAUAAAGGGAUGGGGGGGAAGGUGCGCACGGCUGCUGGACACCCCAAGUCCCCCCCGUCCCAGGUCCCUUCGGCCCUGCGUCUCCCCCCCGCCCUGCAGAGCCAUGCCGCCUCGGGGCCGUGAGACUCCCGGGAAGCUUCUGCCUGGAAUUCUGUCCCCAGAAUUCUCCCAGGGGGGAGAAAUUCCAGAAUUUAGGCCCUUGGGGGCUGAGCGGGCACCACGUGCGAAGGGAGGAACCAGGAGCAGAAACCUGGCGUUACCCCCCCCGGCACCCCCAAAACAGGGCGCUUUGGGGAGCCCGAAACACUAAAGAACGGGGAAAGAGAGCGAGAGAAACCCAGCAAAACCGCUCAAAAGAGGCCGGAGCUGCAGUUAAAGCAUUUUUCCCUUUUGCUGUCACCCACCAACGCGGCCGAGAGCCGUUUAGGAAAGGGGUCCUGGUGCUGUAAGCGAGGGAGGGGGGGUCGGCGACGCAGCAGCAGCGCACGAGCUGCUUUUCCAGGAACGAGCCCCGGAGAAGGGACGACACCGCUGCCUCAAACCGCUGGUCACCCCUCCCCGCUCCCCCUUCGGCUCCAC